Molecule: messenger RNA, 621 nt
Organism: Hippoglossus stenolepis (Pacific halibut)
Lineage: Eukaryota; Metazoa; Chordata; Actinopteri; Pleuronectiformes; Pleuronectidae
Exons: 3
Coding region: 148-423 (91 amino acids)
Cellular component (GO): cytoplasm
Source: RefSeq, a predicted model, not a curated record
ACCUUGUCUGCUGCUGCAGCAACAAACCAGCAGCACAUACCUCCACUUGAACAUUCUCCGUCUCCUCUUCUCGCUGCACCUCUCUCUGACUGUGUCUCUUUACAAACCCGUUGUGUCGACAUUAAGGUGUUACCGUUCUUAGCAGAUAUGCCUGUCAAAUUGUUUUUUACCAGCGUGAGCAGCAACUUGGAGAUAAAGAAACAUCAGCAGAAAAUCGAAAUGAUCUUGGACUCCCUGAAGAUCCCUUAUGAAAAUGUUGACAUUUCUCAAAAAGAGGAAAAUAAGGUGGAAAUGAGGAGGAUUGCAGGGAACCCGGUCGCACUGCCACCUCAAAUAUGCAACGGUGACAUCUACUGUGGAGACUUCAAGGCUUUUGAAGAAGCAGUGGAGAGUGAAGAACUACAUAAAUUUCUUAAAGUGUGACGGAUAUGGGAUCAACCACAUCACCUUGCACACCGAAAUAUCUACCGAUCAAUUUGAAGAAACAUAAAAUAUGACCCAUAAAGUCAUAUAUUCACAUUUAUAUGAGGACAGAUGUUGUGUUUGGUCUGAACUAUGAGUUCAAGAAUAUGUAAAUGAAAAAUGCAUUUUUAAUUUGGGUGAUUAAAUUAAAUCUCGGAA